Arthroderma uncinatum is the source of this 1434-nucleotide messenger RNA. RefSeq lists its product as uncharacterized. The record is from RefSeq and is a predicted model, not a curated record. The transcript has 3 exons. Lineage: Eukaryota; Fungi; Ascomycota; Eurotiomycetes; Onygenales; Arthrodermataceae. The coding region runs from base 1 to 1434 and encodes 477 amino acids.
AUGGGUUCAUAUCAGCCUGCUGCCUCCUUCGGCAAUUCCCUUCUCAAAGAGUUUCCAUUGGAACCGACCUUCAGGAAUCUUAACCAUGGUUCGUUCGGUACAUAUCCGAUCGCCGUGUUGAACAGGUUCCGCGAAAUCCAGGACAAGUUUGAGGGUAGCCCUGAUCAAUUCCUCCGCUAUGAUCUGGCACACUAUCUUCUCGAGUCCCGCAAAGCGUUAGGUACCAUGCUCAAUGCUCCUACGAACACGAUCGUAUUUGUCAAGAACGCUACAACAGGCGUUAAUACUGCGCUACGUAAUCUUGUCUACCAGCCAGGGGAUAUCAUUGUCUACUUCUCUACUGUAUAUGGAGCGGUUGAGAAGACCAUUGCAUCACUGGCAGAGACAACCCCAGUCCGCGGACGCAAGGUCAAAUAUGAGUUCCCUAUCACGCAUGAUCAGAUGGUGGAGAAGUUCUUGACGGUUAUACAUAAGGCAAGGGGCGAAGGGCUGAACGUCAAGGUCGCCGUGUUUGAUACCGUUGUCAGUCAACCUGGAGUCAGGCUGCCCUUCGAGAGACUCACGGAGAUAUGCAAGAAAGAAGGGAUCAUGAGCUGCAUCGAUGGUGCACAUGGUGUCGGACAGAUUCCUCUCGAUUUAACCAAAAUAGACCCGGACUUUUUUGUCAGUAACUGUCACAAAUGGCUCUUCACCCCUCGUGGAUGUGCAGUAUUCUACGUCCCGAUGCGCAACCAACAUCUCAUUCGCACCACCAUGCCAACAUCCCAUGGUUUUCUCCCCGUUCCUGGAGUUCUGAAAACCGGCUCCGAAGAGGGUGAGCAAGAUGACCCUUACUCCCAACCAUUCGACAUCCUCUGCAACCAAUCGAACUUUGAACUCCAAUUCGAAUGGACCGGCACAAACGAUGACAUCCCGUUCCUCUGUGUUCCUGAAUCCGUCAAGUACCGCAAGGAAGUAUGCGGCGGUGAAGAGAAGAUCAUGAACUACUGCAACAACCUAGCCUUUGAGGCUGGAAAUCGUGUGGCCCAGAUGUUUGGAACGGAUGUUCUGGGUGAAUUCUGCUCGUCUGGCGCAUUCGACCCAGCCAAAGAAAAGGAGAGCGAGUUCCGUAAAUGUGCAUUUGCAAAUGUACGAUUGCCAAUUACCCUUGUAGACGACCAGAAGGCUACUCUGGGUAAGCUAUCACGGCCCGAAUGGCUUGUCGUGAAGGCCAGUGAUGCAACAUCUACAUGCCGAUGGAUGGAGCGUCAACUGAUUCAGAAGCAUCAUACGAUGUCUCCUUGCUAUGUGCAUGCUGGCUCAAUUUGGACUAGACUUAGUGCACAGAUUUACCUAGAGGUGAGUGAUUUCGAGUGGUUGGCUGGCGUCUUUAAGGGACUGUUCGAGAGGCUGGCUGUCGAGGAUGCUAUGGCUGCCUUGGAUAUAAAGAAUUAG